AUGCUAAGUUUGGAGAAUCAGAUGGGUCAAAUGGCAACUGCUAUAAGUCGUUUAGAGGCUCAAGUUGGAGGGAAGUUGCCUUCUCAAACAGUGGUGAACCCAAAGGAAAAUGUGAAUGCAGCAACGCUAAGAAGUGGCAAGAAAGUGGAAGAACCGAAGCUGAACAUUCCAAGUGUAGCAAAGGAAGCAAAAAUUGAAGAUGAAUUUGGGAGAGAAGAGGGUACAACUGAAUCAAAGGUAAUUCCUAACCCUUCAAUUCAACUUCCAUCUAAUACUUUACCUUUUCCUAGUAGAUUCACGAAGUCAAAGAAAGAAGAGAAGGAUAAAGAGAUUUUGGAGAUGUUUCGCAAGGUGGAAGUGAAUAUACCUCUGUUGGAUGCAAUUAAGCAAGUGCCAAGGUAUGCAAAAUUUCUUAAGGAGUUGUGCACCAAUAAGCGGAAGUUGAACGGUGAUGAGAAGAUAAUAAUGGGAGAAAAUGUGUCAGUAGUUUUCCAAAGAAAACUUCCUCCCAAGUGCAAGGAUCCAGGGAUGUUUACAAUUCCUUGUAAGAUAGGUAACACCAAAAUUGAGAGAGCUAUGUUAGAUUUAGGAGCUUUGAUUAAUGUUAUGCCAAGAUCUAUUUAUGCUUCAUUAAAUCUAGGUCCUGUGAAAGAUACCGGUGUUAUUAUUCAAUUGGCUGAUCGCACUAAUGCAUACCCUGAAGGGGUAGUUGAAGAUGUUCUUGUGCAGGUCAAUGAGUUAGUGUUUCCUGCUGAUUUCUACAUUCUGGAUAUGGAUGAUUCUUCUUCUCCUGACCCUGCACCUAUCUUGCUGGGAAGACCAUUCCUAAAUAUAGCUCGGACAAAAAUAGAUGUUCAUGAUGGUACCCUCACGAUAGAAUUUGAUGGUGAAUCUAUUUUUGCUAUUGAUGUUGUUGAUCCUAUUGAUUCCAUAGUACAAGAGAUUUUUGAGUUAAAUAAUGCAGAUGAGUUAGAGGUUGCCCUUCUCAAACAUGUGGAAUCAGAGGAGAAAGGAAAGAUAGAGCUCAGUGAAGAAUUGAAGGAGACAGUGGCAGCUUUACGUUCUUUGAAACCGAGUCCAGAAAGGUAUGGAGUUUCUUUUAUAAAGCUGUCUGAUUCUCACCAGAAAUUAUUGCCUUCUGUUUUGCAGGCCCCUACACUGGAGUUGAAGCCAUUACUGGGCCAUUUGAAGUAUGUGUACUUGGGAGAAAAUGAGACACUGCCCGGGUAUAACCAGAUUGUCAUAGCACUUGAGGAUGAAGAGAAGACGACAUUCACAUGUCCAUUUGGUACCUUCACCUAUCACCGAUUGCUGUUUGGUCUCUGCAAUGCUCCAGCCACAUUCCAGCGAUGUAUGAUGCAUGGAAACUAA
Pistacia vera is the source of this 1371-nucleotide messenger RNA. RefSeq lists its product as uncharacterized. The coding region runs from base 1 to 1371 and encodes 456 amino acids. The record is from RefSeq and is a predicted model, not a curated record. The transcript is spliced from 4 exons. NCBI's taxonomy places the organism in Eukaryota, Viridiplantae, Streptophyta, Magnoliopsida, Sapindales, Anacardiaceae.